UCAAUGAACGUCAUUUUGUAUAAAUGUCAAAAUAUUAGCGUUACUGUUGCGUUGCAUGUGUUAUUGUGUAUUAUUUCGCUCAAAAUUAUCAAAACAUAGACCAAAAUGGAUAUUCUAAAGGCCGAAAUUGCUAGAAAACGUAAGCUUCUCGAAGAAAAGAAUUUACUGGAUCCAACUAAAAACAAGAAAUACUUCAAAAGAGGUGAACUCCUCGCUAAGGAACAGGAGGAAUAUUUAAAGAAAUAUGGCCCACGGAUGCCCGAACCAGAGGACGAAACUGUGUCACAAGAAGUUAAAAACGAAAGAGCAAGGGCUACACAAGCAACCAAUGAUGCGGAGAACACUGAAAUAGUUGGUUUACCAAGAACAGAAGUCAUAAAAAGGUUACGAGAAAGAGGUCAUCCUAUCUGGUUGUUUGGUGAAAAUGAGUUGCAGUCAUUCAAAAGAUUGAGAAGGAUAGAAAUUCAGGAACCAGAAGCUAACAGAGGUUUGAGAAAUGACUUCCAAGAAGCUAUGGAGAAAGUAGACGAAGCAUACCUGAAUGAAAUUUUGGCUUUAGGAACUCAGAGUGACAAUGAUAAACAGCUUAAAGAAGAUGCAUUAGAUGAUUCAGUAACUUACGAGUCCAUACAAGAAAUGGCAAAGACGAUGGGGCAGGGUGACAAAAACCAUGAUAUGAAUGUUAUCAUGACUUUAUUACAGUUUCUACUAAAACUAUGGGGGCAACAACUGAACUCUGCAACAGGUGCAGAGAAAACUGCUGUGAAACAUAAAAUGACGCGAGCCACCUUCACUCAAACUCAAGUGUACCUAAAGCCUUUGGUGCGAAAACUGAAAAAGAAAAAUCUUCCAGAUGACAUCUGUGAAAGUCUCUGUGAAAUUACCAAACAUUUGUUAGAAAGGAAUUAUAUUAUGGCAAGUGAUGCAUAUCUUCAGAUGGCUAUAGGAAAUGCCCCAUGGCCCAUUGGUGUGACUAUGGUCGGUAUUCACGCCCGUACAGGUCGAGAAAAGAUCUUCUCCAAAAAUGUGGCCCAUGUCAUGAAUGACGAAACUCAAAGAAAAUAUAUUCAAGCAUUGAAAAGACUCAUGACAAAAUGCCAAGAAUACUUCCCAACCGAUCCUUCAAGAUGUGUUGAAUAUACUACACUUAGAUAAUGAAUAAAGUAUGUUUUACCUAAAA
Spodoptera frugiperda (fall armyworm) is the source of this 1180-nucleotide messenger RNA. It is a transcript of the gene Prp18, whose product is annotated as pre-mRNA-splicing factor 18. Lineage: Eukaryota; Metazoa; Arthropoda; Insecta; Lepidoptera; Noctuidae. Gene Ontology annotation, cellular component: U4/U6 x U5 tri-snRNP complex; U2-type post-spliceosomal complex; U5 snRNP. The transcript has 7 exons. Gene Ontology annotation, biological process: generation of catalytic spliceosome for second transesterification step; RNA splicing. Bases 106 to 1155 code for a protein of 349 amino acids. The record is from RefSeq and is a predicted model, not a curated record.